AUGCUUCCCUCCCAGCUGAAUGGCUCGCCCAAGCGGGCGAACCCUUUUGCCCGGUCGUCUCCUUCACCAGCACCCCAGUCACAACAGGGCCGACCGAAGUCAGCAAUCAUCACCUCAUCGAAUGGGUUGGAAUCGACCAAAGGACACGCGCGCAACUCGUCAGUCUCACAGCUCUCGCACACAUUAUCACCGGCAACCCGUGAACGGUCAAACUCAGCAAGGAACAACGCUUCAUCGGGAACAUUUGCCCCAGGGUUUAUCAAGUCAGAGGAGUUGCGCCGAGGUGCUGAUCAAAUACGGGGACUGGAAGGUGACAAUGAUUUUUCCGGCAACAAAUAUGUCUGGUUACGAGAUCCCCAGAAGGCCUUUAUCCGGGGCCUAGUCCUGGAGGAAUUGGAAGGAGGACGAUUGUUUGUUCAGAGCGAGGAUGGCAAUCAACGGGAGGUAGAUGCGGAUCAGGUUGAUAAGGUCAACCCGGCCAAAUUCGACAAGGCAGAUGAUAUGGCGGAACUCACGCACCUGAACGAAGCCUCCGUGGUCCACAACCUCCACACCAGAUACCAGUCCGACCUGAUUUAUACAUAUUCCGGGCUUUUCUUGGUGACGGUUAAUCCGUAUUGCCCUCUGUCAAUUUACAGCAACGAUUACGUGAAGAUGUACAAGGGCCGGGGUAGAGAGGAAACUCGACCCCAUAUCUUUGCCAUGGCCGACGAGGCGUUCCGCAAUCUUGUGGAGGAAGGCGAGAACCAAAGCAUCCUCGUGACUGGUGAAUCUGGCGCUGGAAAAACAGAGAACACCAAAAAAGUUAUCCAGUAUUUGGCGGCAGUUGCUACGUCCGACACGCCAUAUGCCCGAUCCGGGGCGAAGCAGUUUUCUGGUCUUUCCCAGCGAAUCUUACGUGCCAACCCCAUUCUUGAAUCGUUUGGAAAUUCCCAGACAGUACGGAACAACAACUCGUCCCGGUUCGGGAAGUUUAUUCGUAUUGAAUUCUCGCGAUCUGGUCAAAUCUCCGGGGCUUGGAUUGACUGGUAUCUGCUUGAAAAGUCGCGAGUGGUGAAGCCUAACCCCAACGAGAGGAAUUACCAUAUCUUUUAUCAACUGCUGCAGGGGGCUGAUCGCAAGACUCGAGAAAAACUCCUGCUCUCAGAUCUCCAAAUCGAAGAUUUCGGUUAUACAAGAGAAGGUAAUGACUCCAUCGUUGGAGUAUCUGACCAAGACGAGUGGAACUCUCUUAUCGAAGCAUUCCAUGUGAUGAAUUUCUCCGAGGCUGAGCAGAUGAGCAUUCUGCGUACAAUUGCUGCCGUCCUUCAUUUGGGCAAUGUGUCUAUCUCCAAGGAGAGCGUGCGUGCUGAUCAAGCAGCCCUAGCAGCUGAUGGGUAUCCCAGCGUAGAGAAGGCCUGCCAGCUUCUCGGGAUUUCUGCCGACCAAUUUGUCAAAGGCCUUCUCCACCCCAAGGUGAAGGCCGGUCGAGAAUGGGUGGAGAAAGUACAGACGCCUGAGCAAGUGCGCUUGGCACUCGAUGCUUUGUCCAAGGGCAUUUACGAGCGUGGAUUCGGAGACCUUGUGACCCGGAUCAACAACCAGCUUGGCCUUGGCUCGAUGGCCGGGGACGACAACUACUUCAUUGGCGUCCUGGAUAUUGCCGGUUUCGAGAUCUUCGACAAUAACAGCUUUGAGCAGUUGUGUAUCAAUUACACCAACGAGAAACUGCAGCAGUUCUUCAACCAUCACAUGUUUGUGUUGGAGCAGGAAGAGUACGCCAGGGAGCAGAUCGAGUGGCAGUUUAUCGAUUUCGGCAAGGACUUGCAACCGACGAUCGACCUCAUCGAGUUGACGAAUCCGAUUGGUAUUUUCUCUUGCCUCGACGAAGACUGUGUGAUGCCCAAAGCCACGGACAAAUCCUUCACCGAGAAAUUGCAUUCUCUCUGGGAUCGAAAAACCCCCAAGUACCGAUCGGCUCGCCUCAGCCAAGGCUUUGUUCUCACCCAUUACGCCGCGGAGGUGGAGUACACGACGAAUGACUGGCUUGAGAAGAACAAGGAUCCUCUCAAUGACAAUAUCACCCGUCUUCUUGCGGCUUCCCAAGAGCGGCACGUAGCCAAUCUUUUCGCCGACUGUGCGGACCCUGAAGAAGAUGGCGGCGAGUAUCCCAGAAGCCGAGUGAAAAAGGGGUUGUUCCGAACAGUGGCUCAAAGACACAAGGAACAACUAGCCAGCCUGAUGGCUCAGCUGAAUUCGACCCAUCCUCAUUUUGUGCGCUGUAUAUUGCCAAACCACAAGAAACGCCCGAAGAUGUUGAACGCGCCUCUGGUACUGGACCAACUUCGAUGCAAUGGUGUGCUGGAGGGCAUUCGAAUUGCUCGCACAGGCUUUCCGAACCGUCUUCCUUUUGCCGAAUUCCGACAACGGUAUGAAGUGCUCUGCCAAAACAUGCCGAAAGGCUAUUUGGAGGGACAGAGCGCAGCACAGAUCAUGCUGGAGAAGCUUGGGAUGGACCGAGCAUGGUACCGAGUCGGCCGAACAAAGGUGUUCUUCCGGGCCGGUGUUUUGGCUGAUCUAGAAGAGAAGCGUGACCAGCUCAUCAGGAGCAUCAUGACACGGUUCCAGUCUGUGGCUCGGGGGUUCACGCAGCGUCGCAUCUCCAACAAGCGGCUGUACCGAGCCGAGGCGACACGGAUCAUUCAGCAGAAUUUCCACGCUUACCUGGAACUCAAAGGCAACCCUUGGUGGCGAAUGUUCUCGAGAAUGAAGCCUCUUCUUGGAGACACUCGAACUGCUAAGGAAGUCAAGAAGAGAGACGACAAGAUCCACGAGCUGGAAAUAAAAGCGAAACAGGAGAUCGCAGACCGUCAAAAACUGGACGAGGAGCGGCGUCGUACCGAGAUCGAAAUCCAGAAGAUCCAGCAAACUUUGGAAAGCGAACGCGCGCUGGCCCUGGACAAGGAAGAGAUCUUCAAGCGUUUGCAAGUUAGGGAAGGUGAACUCACCGAGAAACUUGCGGGUGCGAUUGCCGAUCAAGAAAGUCUUGAAGAGCAACUCGACGAGCUGGUCGAUGCGAAGAAAAAGGCAGACGAUCAACUGCAACUCCGAAUCACACAGCUCGAGCAGGCAGGACUCAUUAUCCAGCAACUGGAAUCCGAGAAAAAUGAAUCACAGGCCCGACUCGCGGAAAUUGACGAUAAGCUGGCUGAAACGGAAGGCCGAUUCUCAGACAAGAACGGUCAAAUUCAAGAGCUGGGCCAGGAGAUCAAAAUGCUUCAAAGCCACCUGAGUUUGAAAGACCGCAAGCUUCAAGAUUUGGAGGCCAAGCUAUUGAAAACCGACCAGGACCUUGAUGUCAAGCUUGCCAACACCACCAAGGAGCUGGACAAGUCCAAAAAACAAGCACGGGACCUCCUCGAUGAGAAUCGCACCAUUCGCCAACAGAUAUCCGAACUCUCCUCUACUUCUACGGGCUACGAAGACCUUCUUCGACGAAAGGAAAGUGAAAUGGCAGUCCUCCGUAACGAUGCAAAGAAGCACGAAGAGGAAAAACGGAGCAUGGAAUCCGAAAAGAACUCACUUUCAACGCGUCACGACAACAUGCAGAAACGCCUUCGCGAGGUCCAAGCCGAGAGAGAUGCCAUGCGCUCUGAGAAGGUCCAACUGGAGCGUGAAGCUGCAGAUGUUAAGCGGCUUCUGGAGGCAAAGCGAUCCGAGGAUGCCGAGGCUGGGGAGAGCAGAAAGCUGCUAGAGCAACAGGUACACGAUCUGAAAAAUGACCUGUUCAAGGCUCAAGCGGACCUGAGUCGAGAACGCCAGUCCAGAGACGACGUCCAGAUGCUGGCGGAGCACAACCUUGCCGACUUGACCGACAAAUACAACUCGCUCAAUGAAUCAAAGAUUACUAUCGAGAAGGAGAUGUACAUCCAGCAAGAUUCGUUGCGUCGUGCCACCGAAGCCCGUGUCACUGCCGAGCAAGCGCGGAAAGAUCUGCAGGCUGAAUUGAUCAAACUCCGUGACCGAUUUACCGACGUCGAAAAUGCUCGCUUGAAUGCCGAGGCCGAGAUCGAACGCAAGAUUAUGACUCAGGCCGAAGACCGUAUGGGUAGUCUGCGCAAGGACCUUGAUAGUAAGGCACGUCAACUUGAAGAUGUUGAAUCAGAACGGUCCCAGCUGUCGACCCGGAUCCAAGAGCUGAUGCAGGCGAUCUCGGAAUCGGACAACUUCCGUCUCCGCCAUGACCAGCACAAGGAACGCCUCGAGAGAGAGCUUGUGACGUUGAGAGGCAGACUGACGGCUUCUGAAAACGAUAACCGAUCCCUCCUGACCAAGAUUCAACAGAAGAACCUCGAUAUUGCUCGGUCGAAUUCCAAGGCUAGUGACAACAAUCGACUCCGGUUAACGAACCUUCAGAAGGAGAAAGCUCGUCUCGAAGAGGAGGCCAAGAAGCUGGGUCGUCAGCUGGGUGAUUCACAGGUUGCUGUCACGUCUCUGGAGAAGCAAAAGGAGAAGCUGGCGUUGAGCUUGGAAGAUCUCAACCAUGAGGUUAAUCGUGAGCACAAAAACAGCCGCAAUGCCGAAAAGGCCGCUUCUACUGCCAACAUUCAACUUGCCGAAGUCAACCGCAAUCUGGAGAAUGAAAAGCAGUUGCGAAGCCAAGCCCAAGCCAAUACCCGACAGUUGCAGGGGACUUUGGACCGAGCGAACAAGGAGAUUGAAGAUUUACACCGGCAAUUGAUCCUGUUGCACAAAGUCUUCGAGCCCGAAGCUACUGAACCCACCAAAUCCUGGGAGGCCGUCCAGCCGCACCUGUCGAAGCAGGUUGAUUUGGCCCAGGUCCUUGACACCGUGCAAAACAAGCUGCAAGUCACCGAGGAGAAGUACAUGAGGGCUGAGAGCCAAUUGUCUGAAAUGCGCCGACGCCACGCCGAUGAGAUGAAGGAGCUGGACACACGGUACUCAUCUUCCAAGCGCGCUUUGCUCGAGGAGAUCGAUCAGAACGAAGUCGCAAACAACCGGACCCCGACGCACUUCAGGAAGGAUUCCGAGAAUGCCUUGAAGAGGUUUUCUACUCCCACGACGCCCAACAGACGUUACAACGUUUACGAAGGAGCAAAUGAGUCUGCCCGGUCGGAUCGCACAGUGGAUAGCGUCGGCUACCAGAGACGAAUGGAUACGGCCGCUGAAAUCGAGGAACUCCAGAACAAGCUUCAAAUGACGGAGAUGCAAAACAAGCACCUACAAAGCCAACUUGGAUCGUCUACACCAACUCGUGAUAUUUGGCAGGAUGACAGCCCCUCAGUUCGUCGUAUGCAGCUCCUCGAACGUGAAAACUACCGUCUGCACGAUCAGCUCGAUGAUUCCGCAAAGAAGGUGUCGUCCUUGGAACGCAGCAUUCGAUCCGGCGAGCUGUCGCUCCGUGACGUCCAAGCGAAGUCCCAUGAAGAGCUUUACGACUUGAUCAACUCGCAGGAACAAGCCAGGCGCUCAUUGCUCAAGGUUCACAACGAAACCAUGGCUGACUUUGGCGAGGCCAAGGCCCACUUUGAAAAGCUGAAGCGCGGCAAGGCAUCAUUGGAAGUCGAACUUCGAGACGCCCGAUCCGAGACACAGGAGCUGCAUGUGGCCCGGGACCAGGAUGCGACUAGCCGGAACCAGCUUCUGCAAGAAUUCUCUGACUUGCAGAUUCGUCUGGACGCCGAGACAUCAAGGUCUGCUGAUCUAGAGUCAGGUCUCAGCAUGUACAAGAGUCGUGCAGAUGAGUAUUUCAACAAGCUUGAGCAAGCCGAAAUCGCUGUUCUCAAAGCCAGUCGUGCCGAGCAGUUUGCCAAGUCGCAAGGACAGGAAGCCGAGGAUACUUAUGCUCAGAUAAUGGCGGAACGCAAGGAUAUGGAUGCGCUUGUGGAAGAUCUCUCGCGGCAGACUCAGUCACUGGAAGCGCGGAUGGAGGACCAAGCUGCGGAGCUCCAAGGUGCUUUGCAGGCCAAGCAGCGUCUCCAGAACGAACUCGAGGACUACCGCAAUCAGCGAGCGAUUGAUCUGGAAGACAAGGAGACCUCUAUGGAACAAACCCGACAAAAGUACCAGCGAGAAUUCUCUACCUUGAAUAACGAGCUGGAGAUGGAGCGCGAGAGGGUUCUGAAUGUCCGUGGAGAAAACACUCGCCUCCGCGAAGAGCUGGAAGACCUGCGCAGCAAGUGGGACGACGAAGUGCUGAAUAGCUCGACAUGGGCCAAGGAGAAGGCUCGCAUGGACAUGAUGUUGCAGGACGUCACCACCUCUCGCGACGAGGCUGCCAAUGCUCACAAUGAAGCCCAGACCAAGGUCGUGACGCUCCUGUCGCAGGUGCGUACGCUCCGGACCUCUGUUGACGAUGUCACAGCCGAGCGCGAUAUGCUCCUCAAGGAUAAGAAGAUGCUCGAAGGCCGACUCGCUGAAGCCGGCGAGCGACUUGAAGAUCUUGCCAAGGGCGAAAGCCCAUCCAUGCGCAACGCUGCCAGCAUGGACCGCGAACUUCUGCAGCUCAAGUCUAAACUGGCCCAGCAGGAAGAUGUCUCGACUGCAGCGGUUGGCAAGAUGCGCCGGGCUGACGCUUUGGCAACCGAAAUGCAGAAGGAGGUUACGGCCGAGCGGGAGACCAAUGCCCAGCUGUUCAAGGACAAGGCAGCUCUGGAGAAGCUUCUGAAGGAGGCACAGCUCCGCUGCGUCGACUUGGAAACCAAGAGCUACUCAUCCGGUAGCCAGGAUGUUCGCUUCUUGCACAAGCGGAUCAAGGAGCUGGAAACCCACCUUGAGGACCAAGAGAGCAAGCAUACCGCCGAGCAGCGCUCUCUCCGCAACGUUGACCGCACCGUUAAAGAUCUCCAAUCCCAAAUUGACCGGCGCGAAAAGAUGAACGCUCAGCUCAACGACGAUGUCAACAAAGGCCGCGACAAGAUUGAGCGCCUCCUCCGCAACAUCGAGGAGCUCCAGCAGAGUGACUCGGAGGCACAGAUGCAAGUCCGUCGGGCGGAGCGUGAACUGCGCGAGGAGCGAGAGAAAGCGCUCCGGCUGGAGCGCGAACUAGGAGGAUGGAAGUCGCUCCGGGGUGACAGAGGCAGCACGAUGAGCCGCUCGCCCAUGGCUGGCUUUAGCGACGUGGGCAGCCGCCACGGCAGUGCUGCCUAUGGAUCUAAUGAUACCCCCAGCGGAAACCCAGCAACACAAAGGGAUUCUUGUGAAUAG
Messenger RNA from Penicillium alfredii, 7206 nucleotides. RefSeq names its product type II myosin. NCBI's taxonomy places the organism in Eukaryota, Fungi, Ascomycota, Eurotiomycetes, Eurotiales, Aspergillaceae. The transcript is spliced from 5 exons. The coding region runs from base 1 to 7206 and encodes 2401 amino acids. Gene Ontology annotation, molecular function: actin filament binding; cytoskeletal motor activity; ATP binding. The record is from RefSeq and is a predicted model, not a curated record. Gene Ontology annotation, cellular component: myosin complex.